ACCGCUGUGUGUGUGCGCUAAAAGGCGAGCGGAGCGACGGCUGCGACGGAGACACGCCGGCGCUCACUGGCUGGAGGACGGACUGGAGGACGGUCGGAGGACUGCAGGUUACCGGAGGGGCUGUCCGCGUAGCGUCAAUGGCCACAGCACUUUGAUGAAAGAAGGAGCUGCCCGCCAGACUAACCCGUGUGUGCCAAAUGCGUCCUGCAGAUUUCGCGCAUUUGCCGUAGAUAGAUGUUAGAUGUUUGUCCGUGCAGCGUGAGUUCGUCCGACCAAUUUUUGGGUGAUCUUCAUUACUUGUUGGCUGCAGCCAUGAACGAAGACGACCAAGUACCCGACGACCUGUCUUUGGAGGAAAGAGACGAGCUGUUGAACAUACGGCGGAGGAAGAAGGAGCUGCUGGAUGACAUCGAACGGCUGAAGUUUGAGAUUGCCGAGGUGAUGAAUGAGAUUGAGCAUCUAACCUGUGUGGGGGAGAGCAAAACCACACAAAGGAACAAACAGAUUGCCAUGGGGAGGAAGAAGUUCAACAUGGACCCACAAAAGGGAAUCCAGUUUCUUUUGGAGAAUGAUCUUCUCCAGAACACCCCAGAGGACAUUGCACAGUUCCUGUAUAAAGGCGAGGGGCUCAACAAAACAGUCAUCGGGGACUACUUAGGGGAGCGGCACGAUUUUAACAUCAAGGUCCUACAAGCAUUUGUGGAGCUUCAUGAGUUUGCAGACCUCAACCUUGUUCAAGCCUUAAGGCAGUUUCUGUGGAGCUUCAGACUUCCUGGCGAGGCCCAGAAGAUUGAUCGUAUGAUGGAGGCGUUUGCCUCCAGGUACUGUCAGUGCAAUCCCGGCGUCUUCCAGUCCACAGACACCUGCUAUGUCUUGUCAUUUGCCAUUAUUAUGCUGAACACCAGCCUGCACAAUCCCAACGUCAGAGACAAGCCUCCAGUGGAGCGUUUUAUCUCCAUGAACCGAGGGAUCAAUGAAGGGGGAGACCUCCCAGAGGAGCUACUCAGGAAUCUAUACGAUAGCAUCAAGAGCGAACCCUUUAAAAUCCCAGAGGACGAUGGGAAUGACCUGACGCACACAUUUUUCAAUCCGGACAGAGAAGGCUGGCUGCUCAAAUUAGGUGGUCGGGUGAAAACCUGGAAGAGAAGGUGGUUCAUCCUCACGGACAACUGCCUCUACUACUUCGAAUACACAACUGACAAGGAGCCUCGUGGGAUAAUCCCGUUGGAGAAUCUGAGUAUCAGGGAGGUGGAGGAGCCCAGGAAACCGAACUGCUUUGAGCUCUACAACCCCGGUCACAAGGGCCAGGUGAUCAAAGCCUGCAAGACGGAGGCAGAUGGGCGCGUCGUCGAGGGGAACCACGUGGUGUACAGGAUUUCAGCUCCAACGCCGGAGGAGAAGGAGGAGUGGAUUAAAUCCAUCAAGGCCAGCAUUAGCAGAGACCCCUUCUACGACAUGUUGGCCACCAGGAAGAGACGCGUCGCCAACAAGAAGUGAAGGGGGUCACCCCAGAACCCCUCCAUGUAUACUAUGCGUGCGAUUCACCACCAGAAAAGGACUUCAACCUUGAAGACAAACCUCAUUUUCUUCCCUGGACUUGUAGAUGACAAGUGUUGGGGAGGCAUCACACACCACCGAGGAGCGGAGCGGAGUUCCAGGGAACUCAGAUAUGUGGUCUUGGCUCUAGCAUGGAGCAGCGUAACGACCAACCAGCCAGUUUGAUUCCCUUCCAUCUCAUUCACAACCCCCUACCUCCCCCUCUCAUGGUCAUACUAAGAAGCUAAAGCACAACUGCCACGUUUUCAGGUGCCACAUGCAUGCGGGUGUUCGUAGACCAAUGUGAUUGUGUGUUUGUGUGUGUGCAGCAGUGUGCAUGCUAUCAGUGCACAUGGCGCCUACAGUGCGGGUGCAUACGCAGCCGCUCGCUCCACUGUGCAUUAUGAAAUCGUCGUAAUUCAAAAUCCAGAUGAGUGGUCGUCUCUGGAGCAAGGAGACGAGGAGAGGGGGCGGUGGUCGAAUCAGUGGAGUGCAACCUCACCUGGACCAUCAUCAUCCCACUGCGAUGCUGAAUCCCUCUCUCCGGGGCGCCCACGGCUGUAGCUGUGAAGCUCAGCGUAACCUCAGAAAAAGCUGGCUUACCUAUCAAAGCCUUUCAGUCAGCUGAGCUGAUUCCAUUUAUUUGGGUGCAGUAGAGAUUUUUUAAAAUGUGCAUACUUUUAUUUUACUUUUAUUUUAGUUGAGUAGCUAACGUUUCAGAUUUAACUGGGUUUUGACUCUGACUCGUAAUCCCUAAGAUUUAAGGUGCUGGUUGAUUUGAUCAAGCCUUCACCCGCAUCAAAUACAAUAAAAGAGAAACAGUAAAGCCCAAUGAGCUUUAAUAACUGACCGUUUCUGGCCUUCUCAUUGGUUUGCUGACAACCAAUCAGAGGGCUCCUGCUGUUUGUCAAGCCCCCUCCUACAUUACCUUUGCUAGGUUAACGAUAAGAGGGUCUCUUCAUAAACAAAAACAUUGAAAACCUGUAAAAUUAGCAGUUAACCAUGUAAUUGCGAUUCUUCACAAACCUAACAAACAUAAAGUUGAAAGGUGCGGGCACAAUGGAGGUAAACCAAACAGUAAACUGGUGACGAGACUAGUUUUCCGAUGUCUUCCAACAUUAGCGUGGCUGCUAACAUUAGCUCUCUCUCCUCCAUGUCACCGCUAAUAAUUUCAGAUUUCCAAGGUUUUCCUUUUGGAAUAAAUCCCCACAUUGCUAUUGUUUGUCUGACCUAGCAACAGUAACACAGGAAGUCGAGACUUCUGGUUGGUGGUAAGCGGACCAAGGCCAACAGAAGGUCAAUUGCAAUUUCCGCACACCCUUAAGAUUUUUGUUGGGCGAUGGGACCACACUUACUUGGUCAAUCUCUAUCGUUGUACAGUCUUCAACAAAACAACUCUAGCGAAUAGUAGCGUAAUGUGACACACAUGUUAAUCUGGCUACAAGCUAAUGCAUAAGAAUGCAUACCAUAUAAACUAUAACUUGGAAUCCAAUUCCAUUUAUAUCUUGGGGAUUAUGACUUUAAAAGAGCACUUUCAUUUGAGAAAGUAUAUGUCUGUGCAAUGGCCCCAUUAGGUACCAGCCAAAUUGAGUAUUUUUAUUCUUGUCAGCUGCUGAUAUUAGUGAAGGUCAUUGUGUUGUUGUGAACCUGUUUGCAUUUGGUUUGUACUACUCUUUGUACUAAAAGAUCCCUUGCUUGCUUUUGUGUUCCACUUUUAAUAACAAACAAAAAAAUCAAAUGAUGUAUUAUAACUAUAGUUUUUCGUAUUUAUUUUUCUUUCGUGAAAUGGUUUCAGUUUCAUUUACUACAUGUAAAUGUGAACGACGUAUGCUUAAGUUAUGUCUGUAUGUAUAUAUAAUGUAUAGGUUUCCAGUCUCUUUGUUGUAGUAUGCACACUCUUUAAUAUGUUUGAGCCAAGCGGCAGAAGUUUGCAUCAGCUGAAGUUUUGGGGUCUCCUUUACAACAAGCCUUAAAAACAAGUAAACUAUUAGAAAUAUAUGAUGAUGAUGAUGAUGAUAAUGAUGAUGAUGAUGAUAACAAUAUUGGUCCAUAACUGUGACAAAACUAAAAAGCCAUGACUGAUGAGUGAGAAAGGUGGAUGUAUUUAUGAUGAGGAAGAUUAUAGUGAAAAUUAUGUCUGAUGAUAUGUCAGUGACAAUAUAUAUAAUUGAAGAUGAUGUCAAAAAAAAAAGAAAAAGAAAAAGCGCCUGUAGUUUUCUAUGUACUGUAACUGUAAAAUAAAAUGCCCUGCGUUCAGGGCACAGCAUUAUCUUCUACUGCCCUGUGUCGGGCUCACAGUUACAUUAACUUUUAUAUUCUCUAUAAAAGCUAUUGAUCAUGUUGUAUACUACGUGUAUCUGCAUAAACUAUACAUAAAGCCUAUAGCAGAUU
This is a messenger RNA of Mugil cephalus (flathead mullet), 3927 nucleotides long. RefSeq names its product cytohesin-3-like. The transcript is spliced from 13 exons. Gene Ontology annotation, molecular function: guanyl-nucleotide exchange factor activity. The record is from RefSeq and is a predicted model, not a curated record. Gene Ontology annotation, biological process: regulation of ARF protein signal transduction. The coding region runs from base 235 to 1497 and encodes 420 amino acids. Lineage: Eukaryota; Metazoa; Chordata; Actinopteri; Mugiliformes; Mugilidae.